Molecule: messenger RNA, 321 nt
Organism: Wallemia mellicola CBS 633.66
Lineage: Eukaryota; Fungi; Basidiomycota; Wallemiomycetes; Wallemiales; Wallemiaceae
Exons: 2
Coding region: 1-321 (106 amino acids)
Source: RefSeq, a predicted model, not a curated record
AUGAAAUUCUCAAUCUUUGCCGCAUCAGCAGCCAUUGUUGCUUCAGUCUCAGCUGCUCCGGUCGCCCGUGACGGCCAAACUGUCCCAGACCUCGUCGAGAAGCUCGGUUUGACCCAAGACCAAGAGGCUGCUGUUCCACAACUUCUCAAGAACCUCGGUCUCGCUCCAACCAAGCGUGACGGUGAAGCUGUCCCAGACCUCCUCGAGAAGCUCGGCUUGACCCAAGACCAAGAGGCUGCAGUCCCACAAUUGCUCAAGAACCUCGGUCUUGCCCCAACCAAGCGUGAAGCUGCUAUCUCUUCAUUGCAAGCUGGUCUCUAA